UUUGCGUUCCGUAGUUCCACGUCACUUGCGCACGCGUAGAUCGCCUCUCCUGUCAGUGUUUGGUCAAAAUGGCACUCCAAGGUGUCCGGUGUUGGACGCGGACUAUGUUAAAGAGAGGAGGACAUGGUGCUUCGGCAUUGUUAGCUGGAGCUAGGGCAGCCUCUGGAGUUUCAAAGGGUAUGCUACCAGGCCCUUACCCGAAGACCCCAGAGGAGAGAGCAGCUGCCGCCAAGAAGUACAAUAUGAGAGUGGAAGACUACGAACCAUAUCCUGAUGACGGCAUGGGGUAUGGCGAUUACCCUAAACUACCUGAUAGAUCUCAACAGGAACGAGACCCCUGGUAUUCCUGGGACCAUCCAGACCUCAGGCGGAACUGGGGAGAGCCGAUGCACUGGGAUUUUGAUAUGUUUAUCAGGAACCGCGUGGACACAUCCCCCAGCCCCGUUGACUGGAACACCAUGUGCAAACAGCUGUUUGGCUUCAUUGGGUUUAUGCUCUUCAUGUUUUACGUUGGCCAGAAAUUCCCAGCUUACCAGCCAGUGACCCCAAAGCAGUAUCCUUACAACAACCUGUAUUUGGAAAAAGGAGGAGACCCCGAGAAGCAGCCAGAAGAAGUGAAGCAUUAUGAAAUCUGAACUAUGAUGUCUUCUCUUAUAUAAUGUGUAUAUUUGCCACCAUAAUAAAGAUAUGACCUGUGACCCUU
Messenger RNA from Brienomyrus brachyistius, 703 nucleotides. RefSeq names its product NADH:ubiquinone oxidoreductase subunit B8 (gene ndufb8). The transcript is spliced from 5 exons. The coding region runs from base 69 to 635 and encodes 188 amino acids. Gene Ontology annotation, biological process: mitochondrial electron transport, NADH to ubiquinone. Lineage: Eukaryota; Metazoa; Chordata; Actinopteri; Osteoglossiformes; Mormyridae. Gene Ontology annotation, cellular component: mitochondrion. The record is from RefSeq and is a predicted model, not a curated record.